GACAGUCUAGCCUUGCAAGCGUUCUGUCCCACACUAGGAACGGGCGUUUUUCGGGCUGCUCUCGAUGGUAUCUUUGGACGGAUAGAGGGGGCCGCGCAAAGUCUUAUGGGACAAUAAUGGCCGCUUUCAAGGUGCGGGUUUUGGUUCUCUAAGGCGGUCUGAGCGAGGAGUGGCGGCGCCAGCGCCCCAGAAUCCGGGACAGAAGGUCCCGAGAGUCGGGCUUGGUGAGAGAAAUCCCAGAGCCUGCCAUGGAGGACACCAGCGAGGAUGCCUCGAUCCAUCGAUUGGAAGGCACUGAGGUGGACUCCCAGGUUGGCGGUCUUAUUUUCAAGACCAAAAGUGCAUCUAGUGAGCAGCAUGUCUUCAAGGCCCCUGCUCCCCGCCCUUCAUUGCUGGGACUAGACUUGUUGGCUUCCCUGAAAAGGAGGGAGAGAGAGGAGAAGGAUGACGGGGAGGACAAGAAGAAGUCCAGAGUCUCUUCCUAUAAGGACUGGGAAGAGAGCAAGGAUGACCAGAGGGACGCUGAGGAGGAGGGCGGUGACCAGGCUGGCCGCAGUAGCCGAAAAGACAGACAUUAUCGAUCUGCUCGGGUAGAGACUCCAUCCCAUCCUGGUGGUGUGAGUGAAGAGUUCUGGGAACGCAGUCGGCAGAGAGAGCGGGAGUGGCGGGAACAUGGUGUCUACGCCUCGUCCAAAGAAGAAAAGGAUCGGAAGAAGGAGAGGUCGAGGGAUCGAGACUGUGACCGCAAGAGAGACAGAGAUGAGCGGGAUAGAAACAGGCACAGCAGCAGAUCGGAGCGAGAUGGAGGGUCAGAGCGCAGCGGCAGAAGAAACGAACCUGAGAGCCCCCGACACCGGCCUAAAGAUGCAGCCACCCCUUCAAGGUCUACCUGGGAUGAAGAGGACAGUGGCUAUGGCUCCUCAAAGCGCUCACAGUGGGAAUCGCCCUCCCCAACACCUUCCUAUCGGGAUUCUGAGCGGAGUCAUCGGCUGUCCAGUCGAGAUAGGGACAGGUCUGUGAGGAGCAGGUACGCAGACGACACGCCUCUGCCAACCCCGUCCUACAAAUACAAUGAGUGGGCCGAUGACAGAAGACAUCUGGGGUCCACCCCACGUCUGUCCAGGGGCCGAGGGAGACGUGAGGAUGGCGAAGAAGGAAUUUCAUUUGACACAGAAGAGGAACGGCAGCAAUGGGAGGACGACCAGAGGCAAGCUGACCGGGAUUGGUACAUGAUGGAUGAGGGAUAUGAUGAGUUCCACAACCCGCUGGCCUACUCCUCCGAGGACUACGUGAGGAGGCGGGAGCAGCAUCUGCACAAACAGAAGCAGAAGCGCAUUUCGGCCCAGCGGAGGCAGAUCAAUGAGGAUAACGAACGCUGGGAGACCAACCGCAUGCUCACCAGCGGGGUGGUGCAUCGGCUGGAGGUGGACGACGACUUUGAAGAGGACAGUGCAGCCAAGGUCCAUCUGAUGGUGCAUAACCUGGUGCCUCCCUUUCUGGAUGGGCGCAUCGUCUUCACCAAGCAGCCAGAGCCUGUGAUUCCAGUCAAGGACGCCACUUCUGACCUGGCCAUUAUCGCUAGAAAAGGCAGUCAAACAGUGCGGAAGCACAGGGAGCAAAAGGAACGCAAAAAGGCUCAACACAAACACUGGGAACUGGCUGGAACCAAACUGGGAGAUAUAAUGGGCGUCAAAAAAGAGGAAGAGCCGGAUAAAGCUCUGACAGAGGACGGUAAAGUGGACUACAGGGCAGAGCAGAAGUUUGCAGACCACAUGAAGAAAAAGAGCGAAGCCAGCAGUGAAUUCGCAAAGAAGAAGUCUAUUCUGGAGCAGAGGCAGUACCUGCCCAUCUUUGCUGUGCAGCAGGAGCUGCUCACGAUUAUCAGAGAUAAUAGCAUCGUGAUCGUGGUUGGGGAGACAGGGAGUGGUAAGACCACUCAGCUGACCCAGUACCUGCACGAAGACGGUUACACGGACUAUGGGAUGAUUGGGUGCACCCAGCCCCGCCGUGUGGCUGCCAUGUCGGUGGCCAAGAGAGUCAGUGAAGAGAUGGGGGGCAGCCUUGGUGAGGAGGUGGGUUAUGCCAUCCGUUUCGAAGACUGCACUUCAGAAAGCACCUUGAUCAAGUACAUGACCGAUGGAAUCCUGCUGCGAGAGUCCCUGCGGGAAGCGGACCUGGAUCACUACAGCGCCAUCAUCAUGGACGAGGCCCACGAGCGCUCCCUCAACACCGACGUGCUCUUUGGGCUGCUCCGGGAGGUGGUGGCUCGGCGCUCAGACCUGAAGCUCAUUGUCACGUCGGCCACCAUGGAUGCAGAGAAAUUUGCUUCCUUUUUUGGGAAUGUCCCCAUCUUCCACAUCCCUGGUCGUACGUUCCCUGUUGACAUCCUCUUCAGCAAGACCCCCCAGGAGGAUUAUGUGGAGGCCGCAGUGAAGCAGUCUCUGCAGGUGCAUCUGUCGGGGGCCCCCGGGGACAUCCUUAUCUUCAUGCCUGGCCAAGAGGACAUCGAGGUGACCUCAGACCAGAUCGUGGAGCAUCUGGAAGAACUGGAGAAUGCGCCCGCCUUGGCUGUGCUGCCCAUCUAUUCCCAGCUGCCUUCUGACCUCCAGGCCAAAAUCUUCCAGAAGGCUCCGGAUGGCGUUCGGAAGUGUAUUGUCGCCACCAACAUUGCUGAGACCUCUCUGACUGUCGAUGGCAUCAUGUUUGUUAUCGAUUCUGGUUAUUGUAAAUUAAAGGUCUUCAACCCCCGGAUUGGCAUGGACGCCCUGCAGAUCUACCCCAUCAGCCAGGCCAAUGCCAACCAGAGGUCGGGGCGAGCCGGCAGGACGGGCCCAGAAAUGAAACAAGUACAUAGGAGACUCCAGCAGAAUGGUGAAUUGGCAGGACUGAGUUUUGAGCUCUACACCCAGAGCGCCUACAAGAACGAGCUCCUGACCACCACGGUGCCCGAGAUCCAGCGGACCAACCUGGCCAACGUGGUGCUGCUGCUCAAGUCCCUGGGGGUGCAGGACCUGCUGCAGUUCCACUUCAUGGACCCGCCCCCGGAGGACAACAUGCUCAACUCCAUGUAUCAGCUCUGGAUCCUCGGGGCCCUGGACAACACAGGCGGUCUGACCUCGACCGGGCGGCUGAUGGUGGAGUUCCCGCUGGACCCGGCCCUGUCCAAGAUGCUCAUUGUGUCCUGUGACAUGGGCUGCAGCUCCGAGAUCCUGCUCAUCGUCUCCAUGCUGUCGGUCCCAGCCAUCUUCUACAGGCCCAAGGGCCGAGAGGAGGAGAGCGAUCAAAUCCGGGAGAAGUUCGCAGUCCCUGAGAGCGACCACCUGACCUACCUGAAUGUCUACCUGCAGUGGAAGAACAACAAUUACUCUACCAUCUGGUGUAACGAUCAUUUCAUCCAUGCCAAGGCCAUGCGGAAGGUCCGGGAGGUGCGGGCUCAGCUCAAGGACAUCAUGGUGCAGCAGCGGAUGAGCCUGGCCUCGUGUGGCACCGACUGGGACAUUGUCAGGAAGUGUAUCUGUGCUGCCUAUUUCCACCAGGCAGCCAAGCUCAAGGGAAUCGGGGAGUAUGUGAAUAUCCGGACCGGCAUGCCCUGCCACCUGCACCCCACCAGCUCCCUCUUUGGAAUGGGCUACACCCCAGACUACAUUGUGUAUCACGAGUUGGUCAUGACCACCAAGGAGUACAUGCAGUGUGUGACUGCCGUGGACGGAGAGUGGCUGGCAGAGCUGGGCCCCAUGUUCUACAGCGUGAAACAGGCAGGAAAGUCUCGGCAGGAGAACCGCCGACGGGCCAAAGAGGAAGCCUCUGCCAUGGAGGAGGAGAUGGCACUGGCCGAGGAGCAGCUGCGGGCCCGGCGGCAGGAGCAGGAAAAGCGCAGCCCCCUGGGUAGUGUCAGGUCUACAAAGAUCUACACCCCAGGUCGGAAAGAGCAAGGGGAACCCAUGACCCCUCGCCGCACACCAGCCCGCUUUGGGCUCUGAGCUGAGGCUGUCCCUGGAGAGGAGGGGGGCCAGGUGUUGAGUCCUGAGCCCUGUGGCUGCAGCGCCCAGGCCUGCCGACAAAACCCUUUCACCUGUGUGCUUUCAUUUGUGUACAUCAUGGCCUUGGGGGCACCUGUUGAGGCCAGGCUCUGCCAUGGAGGAGGUGGGAGUUUCUUGGUGCAGGCGCGGGGCCGCAGAGCAGCUGCCAGGACCACGAGAGGUGGCCGGACCCACCGUAUUCAAAUAAACUGUCCCCGGGACACUUGGUGUAUAAAUGACACGGCUGUGACUAUGUUUUUUAAAAUUCUUGUGUAAAACAGCACAAUAGACCUAGAGGGAAUUAUAAUUUGGUUAUAAUUCAGGAUUUGGAAAUAAAUUUAUUGUUUGUAAAA
Balaenoptera ricei (Rice's whale) is the source of this 4372-nucleotide messenger RNA. RefSeq names its product DEAH-box helicase 38 (gene DHX38). NCBI's taxonomy places the organism in Eukaryota, Metazoa, Chordata, Mammalia, Artiodactyla, Balaenopteridae. Gene Ontology annotation, cellular component: intracellular anatomical structure; spliceosomal complex. Gene Ontology annotation, biological process: mRNA splicing, via spliceosome. The record is from RefSeq and is a predicted model, not a curated record. Bases 249 to 3980 code for a protein of 1243 amino acids. The transcript has 28 exons. Gene Ontology annotation, molecular function: ATP binding; RNA binding.